AUGGCAUUUUCUCCCAGCCACUCGAGGAGCUGUAUUGUACAUCAUACUGUAAUUAAAAAAGUCACACCAAGCAAAAUAAUACCAAUAAUCAAUAGGAAGAAAACAGCACCGAAAAAACCAGAUGAUGUUUCGAAGAAAAAAAUAAUUCAGAACGCAUCAAUUCCUAUAAGCAAACAACAAAAAUUACCACCAAAAUCAAGAAAAGGACCAACAAAACCACAACGACAAAUACUGCAAUCAGCCAGAAAAAAAAUAAAUAAAGUUACAUUGGAUAUGUGUGUCAAUAUGAAUGAUAAUCUUCCUACGCCAUCAAGUAGUACUAUUGUUGAUGAUGUCGACGUCGAUAAUGAUUGCGAUAGCAACAUGCAAAUCGACGUUUUAGUAGGCGAUAAAUUAUUAUCGACAUUAAUAAUUGGCGAUUCAAAGAUUUCUACUCAAGCAAACACAACUAUCUUACAUAAUGCGAGCGAUGAUAAUUUAAUUAACAACGGAAGCGAUAAAACAUCGAAUAAUCAGGCAAUCGAUGAUUUAACGGUUGAAUUGCAAAGUUUAAUGGACGCCAAUGUUAAACUCCAAAUAGAAUGCAAUAAUGUGCUAUCAUUAAAAGAUAUCAAUGAUAAACUUCGUUUAGAAAAUGAUAUGAUACGUCUUGAAAUAACCGAAUUACAAAAUCAUCGAUUACAUAGGUCGCUCUAUCUAAUUUCUCUCAGACAACAUAGUCAUGUUGUUUGA
This is a messenger RNA of Didymodactylos carnosus, 732 nucleotides long. Lineage: Eukaryota; Metazoa; Rotifera; Eurotatoria; Philodinida; Philodinidae. The record is from the annotation of a GenBank genome assembly.